AUGGGGCAAGGAAGGAGGGAUGUGGGGUGGUGGUGGUGUUGCGUGUCUCGAGGACGUGGUUGUGUAACCAUGCCAGAUGACGAUGGCGGCACAAUUACGGUCUCUUUUUUGAGAGGUAAUAGGCUAUACCGAGGCAUUUCACAUCCUUUAGAGGUGGUCUCUAAAGUCUUUCUCAGCGCUACUGAAGAGGAAGGAGCGAAUUGGUGA
This is a messenger RNA of Colletotrichum paranaense, 207 nucleotides long. RefSeq lists its product as uncharacterized. The coding region runs from base 1 to 207 and encodes 68 amino acids. The record is from RefSeq and is a predicted model, not a curated record. NCBI's taxonomy places the organism in Eukaryota, Fungi, Ascomycota, Sordariomycetes, Glomerellales, Glomerellaceae. The transcript has a single exon.